ACCAAAGUUUAAGUGGUCUCGUGACUCUUCAAUAUUGUUUGUACAGCAACAAUAUUCAAUUAAAAGUUCAUAUGACCACCCUGCAGGUUACUUGUGAUUCAUUCAUACUUUAAAGCAGGGGUAGACAAUUCAGUUUCCUGAAGAGCCACAAUAUGUCGUGAGUGUUGUGAUGGACUGUCAAGCAAAAGACAGCACAAAUGAAAAACUACUUACAUUUUAUGCUGAAUACAUUGCAAAACAAGUUCAAAACACAACAAUAUAUGCUUAACUUAUAUUAUUUGAUUUAUAUAUUUUUUUCCUUUAUCUUUAUUUACAUUUUAUUUUCAAUAGAAUUUUAGAUUUACCAUUUUCUGUGCUUAAGCGAAUAUGGGAGGAAACUGGGGUGCCAGGAUGGUGACCCAGAUUGAACCUUCAGCACCAGCACAUCACCUUUAAUAAAUCAGAGAUAAUGGUAGGUUUGGACUGUUGGGGUAUAGAUAUUGGCUACUGGCGCCAUUUAAGUAUUUGAUUCUUCCCCGUUUUCAUUUUCAACUGUCUGAUAAAAAGAGCCUGUCCCUCCUUCUCUUUCACACUCCACCGCCUUUCCUCGCAGACUUCUGAUAGGGCAGACGGAGAGUUAACAGAGGAGAGAGAACUGGCAGGAGGAGGGAAGGGAGGGGGAGAAAUAGAGUCGGAUACAAGACGAGGACGGAAGUAGAGAGAAAGAGACGCUUCAGGUGUGUGGAGUUGAGUGGCGGACUUCUGGUUGAGAAAUAUCGAGCCUGGACGGACCACGUGUUUGAAAAGAAGUGUAGUUGAACUUUGUUAGUUAGUUUGGCUUCUGUGACGGUCUCUACAAAUCAUGGCUCUUUUGAACAACGGCGCGCAAAACAUGGGCUCCUACUUCUGCCUCAUACGCCGAAGGUUCAAGAGGAGGCGAAAGAAACGAUCUGAGCGCAAAGGUGUGGCAGCACUGAGGUCCCUCGCAGCUCAAGCCAGGCCAGUCAACAUGGACAUAGAUGAGGAGGAGAAUAUGAGUUCGAGCAGCACCGACGUAAAGGAAAACCGAAACCUGGACAACCUGUCCUGCAAAGAAGGAGUGGGGGUGGCUGAACAGCUCCCCAAUGGCAGCGGCCCCGGCAGCCGAAAGAGGCCUCUCGAGGAAGGAAACAAUGGCCACUCGCACUCCAAGUUCAGAGCCAAGAAGCGCAAGAAAACUCCAGGGCCGGUCCUGCCCAAGAACGCUCUCAUGCAGUUGAAUGAGAUCAAACCGGGUCUUCAGUACAAACUUUUGUCACAGACCGGACCGGUCCACGCCCCAGUUUUUGUCAUGACUGUUGAGGUCAAUGGACAGUUGUUUGAAGGCAUGGGUCCCACGAAAAAGAAGGCCAAACUGAAUGCAGCAGAAAAAGCCCUACGGUCGUUCGUUCAGUUCCCCAACGCUUCUGAGGCGCACCUCGCCAUGGGCCGAACGCUGACCGUGAACACUGACUUCACUUCCGACCAAGCCGAUUUCCCAGAUAUGCUCUUCAAUGGUUUUGAGACACCAGCCGUACCGGAGGAGUCUUUCUAUCUUGGCUCCAAUGGCAGCAGCACUUUAGCCUCACUAGGCGAAUACCCACUGCCCACAGCACCUGGCAGCAACCUCGCCCAGGCCCCUUUGCCCCCUCCGUCAGCAUUUAGCUCCCCAUCCAGUGGGAAAAACCCUGUCAUGAUUCUCAAUGAACUCAGGCCCGGCCUCAAGUAUGACUUUGUGUCCGAGAGUGGCGAGAGUCAUGCCAAGAAUUUUGUGAUGUCAGUGACUGUGGAUGCUCAGACUUUCGAAGGCUCUGGCCGCAACAAGAAGUUGGCCAAAGCACGGGCAGCACAAGCAGCGCUUUCAGCUCUCUUCAACAUGCAGCUGGACCAGACGCCGUCUCGGCAACCCAUACCAAGAGAGGGACUGCAGCUUCACCUUCCGCAGGUUCUGGCUGAUGCAGUUUCCCGCUUGGUGGUGGAUAAGUUCAGUGAACUGACUGACAACUUCACCUCCCCCCAUGCACGGAGAAAAGUUCUGGCCGGGGUUGUCAUGACAACAGGCACGGAUGUUAAAGAGGCACAGGUCAUCUGUGUUUCCACAGGAACCAAAUGCAUCAACGGUGAGUACAUGAGCGACCGCGGCCUGGCCCUGAAUGACUGCCACGCGGAGAUCAUCGCACGUCGCUCGCUCAUGAGAUACCUAUACACGCAACUGGAGUUCUACCUCGGCAACAACAAGGAGGAACAUCAGAAGUCAAUAUUCACACAUUGUGAAAAGGGAGGCUACAGGUUAAAGGACAACAUUCAGUUCCACCUCUACAUCAGCACUUCACCCUGCGGAGACGCCAGGAUCUUCUCUCCACAUGAGGCGGGAGUUGAAGACCAGGGAGACAGACAUCCCAAUCGAAAAGCUCGGGGACAGCUGAGGACCAAAAUUGAGUCGGGGGAAGGGACCAUUCCAGUAAGAUCCAGCAACACCAUCCAGACCUGGGAUGGAGUGUUGCAAGGGGAGAGACUACUCACCAUGUCAUGCAGCGAUAAAAUUGCAAGGUGGAAUGUUGUGGGUAUCCAGGGGUCGCUGAUGAGCUACUUCUCAGAGCCAAUCUACUUCUCCAGCAUCAUCCUGGGCAGCCUGUACCACGCCGACCAUCUCUCCAGAGCCAUGUACCAGCGUAUCGCCGACAUCGAGGACCUGCCACAGCAGUUCACCCUCAACAGACCUCUCCUCAGCGGUAUUAGUAAUGCAGAAGCUCGGCAGCCUGGGAAAGCCCCCAACUUCAGCGUGAACUGGACGGUGGGCGAUCAGGCCCUGGAGGUUAUCAAUGCAACCACUGGCAAGGACGACAUGGGCCGUGCCUCGCGCCUCUGCAAACACGCCCUCUACAGCCGCUGGGUCCGCCUCCACUCCAAGCUCUCCUCCGUCCUCCGGAUCAAGGUCCAGAAGCCCAGUUCUUACCAUGACGCCAAGCAGGCGGCCACAGAGUACCACUCUGCCAAGCAGGCGCUCAUCAAGGCCUUCCACAAGGCGGGUCUCGGGGCUUGGGUGAAAAAGCCCAUUGAGCAAGACCAGUUCACUCUUAGCUCCUGAGGGAGACUCCCCUCUCUCCUCAUGCUGGACCCUGACCCCAGUUACCAGCCGGCCCAUUCUGACUCUUACCUCCGUCCAUGUCUUUGCACAUAUGAAGGUGUGGAUUUAAACUGUCUCAUCCAACAUCCAUGUCAUCGUCGCAGCCAUUCCUCCGAGGACCCAUGUGUCCGUCAUCGCCGUUCUUCUUUUCUCAUGUUAAAACUGGAAUCCAUGUUUCUCUCUUCCUUUGCCUCUUUUUUUUUUUUUAUUUUCCAUAGCAGUAGAAAGCCGUGACAUCCUCACCAGAGUUUGGACCUAGAGGUGUAUUUAAUAAAGAUAGUAACGAUAAUCUGCAAUUUAUUUAAGAAUGAUAGUCUUCAGGAUGUAAAUGUAGCUCAAAAAAAAGACAAAGAAUGACAUGACGUCAUUGCCUCAUAUGUUAGAAGACUUGUUCCUAGCGUGUUUUAUUAAACGUUGUUUGAACCAUCUGCUGAUGAGUUUGAUCGAUCCAUGUUUGGUUCUGUUUACAUUCGUUCAUUCAUUUUUCUUUACUCAGUCUCAUGUCAUACUUGAACAAUGAGGGGUCACGCCGAGUGUCAUGUAGCCCCCCCACCCCCGACCCCUCCACCUCACCUAGGGAAACUUUUCGAAGGUGCUGCCUGUUGUUCAGUUUGUUUCCUUCCUUUAUCCGAGCCAUGGCUUUGCAUGGGAACUGAGCUGGGAGCAGCAGACGUGUGUGAAUGAAUGAAUGCCAGCAUAACUCCUCCACAGGCAGCUUUGAAUCUCUGUCUCUUUUCUAGAUUUCUUGUGAUUGUGUCAUUGAAGGGGGGUCGUGUCUCGUUUCGUUUUUUUCCCCUCCUUAAAUUGGGCAUUUAAGGAUUUGUACUGCAGCUGUAAAGAAAUAUCGUUUCCAGAGUGUCACUUUGUUGCAGGGAUUCACAGCAACAGCCCACAAUAUUGAAGUUAUCCACAGCCCAGUGUGGUUGUGCGGCACUGACGUAAACAUUACAACUGGUUUCAGACCCAAACAUUUUUUUUAGCUUUCUCAAAGUUGACUUUUGUUUCCCCUAUGUAUCACAAAUGUAGGUUGAUGGUGUGAAUCCCUCCGAAACUGUCAGUAGUUUACGGCCUUGUGUCUCACAGUGAUGUCACUUUAGAAACUCCACCCGCACCCCAGAAGCUCUCUAGCCACCUCGUCCAGGCUGCGGUGUUUCAGGCUCGUCGCCACUGCAGAGAAUUAAUGUCCCCGUUGUUGAAACGUAGAUGUGUGUGCUCAGGCUGCUCCAAACAUACUCUGGAAUCUUCACCAAAGACGAUGUCCAUGUGUGUUCCUGCCACCGUGUAUUUGCUUUUCCGAUCUUUAUUUUUUUUAUUUGUACAGACACUGUACAUUGGAGGAUGGACGCGGCGGUCCGGCUUCUUUAGUGCAUCUGUAGCGACUUGUGGGCGCCAGUGGGGCUGGACCGGCCUCCAAGAGACGAUCCCGUGCAACUGUAUAGACAUCUCUGGCUGCGUGUUGAUGUUUGUUUGUCGUGACGCUGACUCACCGGGCAACACUCAGCAUGGCGCCAACACUGCCGUGAUUGUUUCGGGGGUGCUCCUCUCCCUUUGUAGCCGCCCAUGUGUAAAGAAUACAAAAUGUAUAUGCAACUCUUCUCGACCAGCCGGCACAUGUCAUCAUGUAACUGUGUCAUCAUUUCUUUUUCAUGAGUGACCCAAAAGCAGGAACUGGGAUGGUUGGAAGUUGGGUGCGCCCCUUUUUUGCAAAAGGACCCACACACCAAAGUCACAUGCAAAUGUCUCCUUUAAUGUCACGCCAUCUCGAUCAGGAGUCCUCACCUUCCUCCCUCACCCCCUGAGUUUUCUACGCCCCCUGAAAGACUGCCUGCUUGUAGAUUUGUAUUUUACUUUUGAAUGCACUAAAGAUGUCAACUGAUGAUGUCAUGAUAUGAGGCCGCCCCGCCUGUUUUGGACGGUAAGGCAACUAUCACAGCAAGAACUGAACUGCAUCUGCUCUCAACCCCUUUGUGAAUCCUUGAUGAUGAUCAGUGUCCCCCACCUCACCCUCCUCUCUCUCCCCCCCCCACAGGGGUUUCUGUUUUUAUUUGAUUUCGUUUUUUGGCCCAGAGGUCGACGCCCUGGGAUUAGAACUCCCCCCACACACACCGACCCCCUCUGAUGUGUGAAUUCCUCUGCUGACAAAAUCUACGAUCCUUGCAUGUUCAACACUGAUGCUGCACCUCGCAUGAUGAAAAGGAUUCCUGUAGAAUAAAAAGAUAAAGAUAGAUAUAAAAAAGGAACAAAAGAAUAAAAGAGUUCUUAGUUUA
Molecule: messenger RNA, 5391 nt
Organism: Synchiropus splendidus (mandarinfish)
Lineage: Eukaryota; Metazoa; Chordata; Actinopteri; Syngnathiformes; Callionymidae
Gene: adarb1b
Product: adenosine deaminase RNA specific B1b
Exons: 10
Coding region: 842-3085 (747 amino acids)
Biological process (GO): adenosine to inosine editing; RNA processing
Cellular component (GO): cytoplasm; nucleolus
Molecular function (GO): double-stranded RNA adenosine deaminase activity; double-stranded RNA binding; tRNA-specific adenosine deaminase activity
Source: RefSeq, a predicted model, not a curated record